AUGGAGGAUGAGAUGAUAAGGGAUCGUAUCGUUAUCGGAUUUCGAGAUAACCAUACCCGUAAAAAGUUGUUACAGAAGAAACUGGACCUUCAGCGUUGCAUAGAUAUAUGCCGGUCGAAUGAGAAAUCUGAAUCUCAACUCAAAUCUAUUGCAGAUGUUCACCAUGUCAAGGUCAAACAGAAAGUGAAACAAGAUAAUCGUGGUAAAAAUGAGAAACGUAGAGACAACCACACACAAUCCAUACUAACUGUUCAGUCUUGUCGUUACUGUGGGAGAACACAUCCGCGCAGUCGAGAGAAAUGCCCAGCGUUUGGACAGACUUGCAACUUGUGUGGCGAGCAGAGCCAUUUUGAGAGGAAAUGUCCUAAUAAAGAGCCUCCUAGAGCAAAACGUCAUGAAAAACGUCGUGGUACAUGGAACCGCAGAAAGUCCCAAAUUCAUGAGAUUGAGACUCAUGAAAGUGACUCAUCAGAUGAACUCGUUCUUAGUGACAAAGAAUUACAGAAUCUUAAGAAAACUGAUGUUACCCUACAGAUGUACAACAAAUCAGAAACCAAGGCUUUGGGCACCAUUAGAAUGUCUGUUCGAAAUCCGUGUAAUGGAAAGAAGUACUACAGUGUAUUUUGGAUUGACAUUAAAGAAGAAAUAAAUGAGAAGUAUGCAAAUGUGUUCAAGGAUCUAGGUAAACUGAAUGGCAAGCUUCAUUUGGAGGUCAAGGACAGUGUGCGACCUGUACAGUUACCGCCUAGGAAAAUACCGUUAGCCUUGAAACCAAAAGUGAAAGAAGAGCUAAACCGACAAGAGAAAUUAGGUGUCAUUAAACCGGUUAACACACCAACCGACUUGGUAUCUGCCUUAGUAGUGGCUCCUAAACGCAGCGGUGACAUUCGCCUAUGUAUUGACCCGAAACCACUCAAUAAGGCAUUAAUGCGGAACCAUUACCCAACACCUACUAUAGAGGAUAUUCUACCCGAAUUGCAUCAAGCUCGUAUAUUCUUCAUUGUUGAUGCAAAGGAUGGAUUUUGA
Saccostrea echinata is the source of this 1026-nucleotide messenger RNA. RefSeq lists its product as uncharacterized. Bases 1 to 1026 code for a protein of 341 amino acids. NCBI's taxonomy places the organism in Eukaryota, Metazoa, Mollusca, Bivalvia, Ostreida, Ostreidae. The record is from RefSeq and is a predicted model, not a curated record. The transcript has 3 exons.